Closterium sp. NIES-67 is the source of this 1405-nucleotide messenger RNA. Lineage: Eukaryota; Viridiplantae; Streptophyta; Zygnematophyceae; Desmidiales; Closteriaceae. The record is from the annotation of a GenBank genome assembly.
AAUAUGCAUACCACCGCUACCGGAUACUUCCUUAAUAAGCGCGAUACUUCCCACAUCUGGGUUCCCGGCUAUGAUUUACUUCGUACCCUCCUACUCCAUGAAUCCCACGACAACCCUACCUCUGGGCAUUUUGGAGUCGACAAAACCAUGAAGACGUUGCAACGCAAUUAUUACUGGCCGGUCAUGGCCGACGACGUGCGCAAGUACGUGCCCUCCUGCACCGCCUGCCAGAUCAUGAAAUUAUCCCAUCAGCAAGCCGCCGGACUCGUACAGCCGCUGGAUCCGCUCGAGAGACCCUGUCAACACGUUACGAUGGAAUACGUGACAGGACUGUCGGCUGGUCCCAGCGGAAACGACGCCAUCCUUGUGGUCCAAUUUGCCCACACCAACGUCAACAGACUGCACGGACUGCCCACCGCCAUUAUUUCAGACCGAGACCCGAAAUUCACAUCGAAUUUAUGGCGCCACCUGUGGGACCAAUUCGGCACCAAACUACAAUUUUCCUCAGCCUACCACCCACAGACUGAUGGGCAGACCAAACGAGUCAACCAAACUAUGGAGCAACUCAUUCGGACUACCUGCACUGACCCACAGACAUGGGAGAAAUCCCUUCCGCUGCUAGAAUUCGCGUAUAAUAACGCGCCUUCCGCCACAACCCAUCAAUCCCCAUUUUUCCUCAACUACGGACAGGACCCAGUGGUACCCUCUACACCAAACAUCGAGACACCCGUGCCCCGGUCCCAGCGAUUUGCCGAAGACAUCCUCGCAGCCCGAGAAAAAGCAGCUGAGGCAAUCCGGAAAGCCAAUCUGGUCGCAAGCCAACAAGCCGACCGUCAUCGACGUGACAUCACUUACAAAGUGGAAGAUCUCGUACUACUCGACACUCGCAACUUGCGCCUGCCGAUCCCGAGCAAACUCCGACGUGACCAAUAUGGCAUAGCACCUGCUCGGAACACUCACCCCGACAGCUACAUCGUGAGCUAAGAGGCUUUACUCGUGGAUCCUAGAAACCUUCCCUCAGCCUUGAAGCAACAACGGUCCUGCUUUGCCAUCCCACGGCAGCAAGCUCUAGGUCGUUCAGCACACCCGUCGCGACGAGCCUCUUUGGCGCAGCUCUUCCCUGUCCCCAUCCUCUCGCGUAAACCUCAACCCUGUCUCCCCGCACCCUAGCGCCCGUGAGCAGUGCGCUGCGCGCGUCGCCCAUCGCCCCAUGCACUUCGACCCCUCCGCGUCUCUCCCGGCAGCCCGCUCGCCGCAUCUCGCUCGCCCCGCGCGGGUCUCCAACCUCUCCUCCGCCCUCCGCGCCGCCACCCCCGCUAUCGCUGACGGCGCAACUUUCGUUGCGGGAAACGAAUCUGCAGGCGCAGGCGCGGCGGGAAGCGCGCCAAGCGCAGAGGCCGCGGGG